This is a messenger RNA of Macadamia integrifolia, 448 nucleotides long. Its product is annotated as rRNA-processing protein fcf2-like. Lineage: Eukaryota; Viridiplantae; Streptophyta; Magnoliopsida; Proteales; Proteaceae. Gene Ontology annotation, molecular function: RNA binding. Gene Ontology annotation, cellular component: nucleolus. Gene Ontology annotation, biological process: RNA processing. The record is from RefSeq and is a predicted model, not a curated record.
UGAUCCAAAGAGGCAUUACAAAAAGGGUGAUACAAAGUCAAAGACACUUCCCAAGUAUUUUCAGGUUGGUACAGUGAUCGAGUCUGCAUCAGAUUUCUUCUCAGGUAGGCUCACUAAGAAGGAGAGGAAAGCAACCCUUGCAGAUGAGCUACUUUCUGAUCGGCCCCUUGGGGAGUACAGGUACUUGCAAGGAUUUUGUCAUCUACUUACCGAUAGAAUUGCUUCUGGUGAUGAUGCAAAGUAUGACUUGGGAAUUGACCUAGCCACCAUGAUGUGUGAAAUUUUAUUUUGAAAAACUUAUUAGUGGAGCCUAUGAGCUAGAUUUUUUUGUUGAAAUGAGGACUAUCUAUAUGGAUAUGGGAUUUUUUUUGUAUCCAUGAUGACAAUGUGAUUUGUUAUGUGUUUUGUUCCAAUUGAACUUUUGUAGGGAAUGGAUAACCAUUUAUCA